AUAUAUAUAUAUAUGUUUGCUUUUUGUUCCCUCACCUCCAGUUAAAAGAACAAAACAAAAUAGCCAAUAAGGAGGAGAACCAAGAGGGAGCUGAGUGUGAAAAGCAAGAGAGAGGAGAAUAUCCCAGAGGAAGAAGUGAUCACUAGUGUCAGAAUCUGCACAGUAGAGUCCACAAGGAUGAGGAUUAAGAAAAGGACAAAAGAGUUGGCAAUUAAGAAUUCUCAUUUUUCAGGUAGAUUGAAGAGGUCCGAAGCCAGACCAAAGACAGGCCAGACCUGUGAUCUUAUUAGUAGUAUGUGGAGACCGGUAUAUCUGUUCCAUAACUGAACUGUCUUUUAAAGUUACCUGGGACAGUGUGAAGUUAAUUGACUAGCCUAGGUUCACUCAGCUAGGAAAUGUCUGAGGUAAAACUUGAAAUCAGGGCUUCUUGCUUGAUGCUGGCUCUCCAUCUACCAUGAUUAAUUGCCUCUCUGUUCACAUUUAAAAAGGCACUCUUCAGUUUCUAAUAUCUCCUGCCAGGUCCUGCCCCAGGUUCUUUGAAACUGUGUUAUCUGGUCACAGGCUCUGGAAUAUCCUACUAAUCUGAAAAUAAGUCUAGUAUGGGCCAGAUUGGGCCAGCUGGUGUUCAGGGACUAGCCCAGCUAAACAUAGGGAAACAUCACCAGCCUGGCAGCAAAAACAACCCCAAGAUGUAUGCUUCAUCCCCAGACAGGAUGCCUGCAAGGAGUUGAAUGACAGAUCCUUGAUGUAUUAAAAAAGAUAGAAUGAGAAAGUAUGUACCUUUCUGGAACAGUUGUUUGCAUAUCCUCAAACUAGAGAGCAAACCCUUCUAUUCACCAAAGAGCCUAGAACAGAAUGGGAUGGAAUGACAUAAGGGUUGAAUAAAUACAGGAUCAGUGAAACAUCACAGAUGCCUAUCUGUAAGCCCUGGGCAGUCUGAUCAUCUGUGUAAGACCAUCCAUGUGACUAAGAGUAAAGGGCUCUUUCAAGGUGGCUCAGUCUAGUCUUUGCCUCUAGCCAUCUAGAGGGAUCCACUUUGGGCAUCUGAGCCCCAAAUCUUGAGGGAGGUGAAAGUAUUGGGAAAGCAACCCUGGAGCAAGAGACCUCAGACAUAGCCACUAAAAUGCUAAACUGAAUUGAAAUCAAAGGAAAUCUACAUGGCUUGAGACCUUACCCCAGCACUUCAGUACCAAGACCAGUGAGAGUGAGUUAUUGGUGCUACUGCAGUUUUCUCAUUCUUGCUGAGUAUAUUAUACUUGAGUCUUUUGUCAGAACAUCAAGGAGAACAGGGUGAAAGGUCAGACCUAUCUGGUGUUUGGACCUAAUGCUUUCAGAGAGAGGUUGGAGGGAGUCAGUGAGAGAACAUGGUCAGAAAGACCAAAGGGUCAUGGUCCAUGUUAGAGAUAAAGGCCCUUUUUCGAACUUUUUACUAAAGAAUUUCCACUAAGAAAGAGGAGCACCAAAACAAAAAUACAGAUACCAAGAGUUCCCUAAAAUGUAGAUGGUCUUAAAAAGUGGUUUUUAUUCCCCCCACAAUGAACUAGUCACUCUUCUCCAGCUUACAUAGUUCAUUUCUUGAGCCCUAAAGUAAGGAUUUACAUUUCUUUCUAUAUCAUUUCAUCUUCCAGAUUUGGCCUUGGGUUCUGGGUUAGCAAAAUCUUGUGAAUGCAAAUUCUGCCAGCCAGUGUAUCCAAUUUAAUCUGUCUCUUUGCAGUAUUGAUUCUUGUUCCUGGUUUUGGCUUUGGAGCAAAAUUAGUAAGGCCAGACCUCUUCCACAUGUCAGACCUUUGGUUACUGAAGAAAACUAUUCACUCUUGCCCCCCCACAAGCCUUUUUUCCCCCAAACUGAACAUUCCCAGUUCCUUGAAUUGAUCAUUGCCUUGGCAUGAUUUGGAGGCCCUUCCCCACAUCAGAAUCUCUGAGUUUAAGGGAUUUGGGCAGCCUCUUAGUUCAACCUGUAUCUAAAAGGAAGUGUGGCUUUUCUUCUCUGGACAUUGCACAGCUGAUUGCUUGAUGUUAUUUGUAACAUGGUGUUUAGAACCAAACCUAAUACUCUAAAUAUAUUCAUUUAGUAGUAAAAUAUUACAGGACUCUCAUCUUUCAUUCUCUUUCAGCAACCUGAGCUUCAAGUAUUUUUUCAAUGGGGAAGGGGUACCUUACCAUAUAGUUGACCCCUAAGGAGCUUGUGGCCCACUAGAAUACCCCAAUUUUUUUUUCAUAGCUGCCAUCUAGUUAUACUUCCCCUCUGUUAUACUUGUGAAGUUGAUUUUUGAACCCAAGUAUUAGUUUAUACUAAUCCCUAUUACAUUUAACCUUUUUAAAAUCAAUCUAAUUUCAGAUCCAUCAAGAUCUUUUUGCAUCUGAUUCUAUCAUCCAUUGCCUUAGCACUCCCUCCCAGACAGGUUCUAUCUGAAUAUUAAAUAAGUCAUCUAUCUAAGCCUUUACAUUAUUGAUAAAGAUGUUAAAUAGCCUAUGGUCAAAGAAUAGCUCCUUAGGACACUUCACUGGAAACCAUCCAAUUGACAGAAUGCCUUUAAUUACUUCUUUAGUCUGGUCAUUCAUUUUGAAUUCACCUAACUCACAAUUUCAUAGGUUCAUAGAUCUGGAGAUUAAAAGACCUAGCUCACAGCUUUUCAUCUUAUUGGAAGGGAUAGCCCAAAGUCAACUAUAUCAAUGGCAUUGCCCUGACCCAACAGUCUAAUUAUUUUAAAAGGCAGUGAGGGCUUUAUUUUAUAUCCUCUCCUCUCCUCUCCUUCCCUUUCUCUCCCUUCCUCCCUCCCAAUAUUAGGAAAAACAAUCAAAAUUAGAUACUGAAAUAACCACACCUGUCAAAUUGUGAAAUAUUCUGCCCCCAUGUUCUCCCAGUUCUCUAAUAAAAGAACUGGGGGAGAUGUUUCAUGUUCUGUCCUUGGUCAUUUAAUGUAAUUUUGUUGUUCAGUUGUUUCAGUACUAUCUGACUUUUCUUGACCCCUUUUUAGGGUUUUCUUUUUAAAGAUCCUGAAGUAGUCUUCCUUCUCCAGUUCAUUUUACAGAUGAGAAAACUGAGGCCAACAGGGUUAAAGGACUUGCCCAGGGUCAUACAGAAGUAGUAAGUGUCUGAAUCUAGAUUUAAACUUGGGUCUUGACUCCAAGCCCAACACUAUUCACUGCACCACUUAGCUGCCCUGCAUCUGAUUCUAGACCAGUUGAACUUUAAUAAUGCUUUGUUUGAAUUAUUAUAGUCAUUGAUUUUUUUUUUGCAUCUAUUCAUAUGUAUCUUGUGUUUCUUGGAUUCCUCCUGUUCAUUUCAUAAUGUACAAUGAUAUUCUGCCACAAUUUGCUUGGCCAUUCUCAAGGUGAUGGAAAGACACCCACUUUUCUCUCAUGUUUGGUUACCACAAACAGUUCUCUUACUGGUAUUCUGAUAUCAAAAGGAACUUUAUUUCUGUCCUUGGUUUGUCUUCCUAGUCAAGCUGGUGGUUUAGGAACAGCUUUAUUUACUUUUCUCAUAGGAUUACAAACUGUUUAUGAGAACAUUAGGAUGAAGCCCCAGCACCAGUAUAUCUCCUCAGGCAUUCAUUCCAUCAUUCAUUCAUUUCAUUCAUUCACUCAGCAUUGAUUAAACACCUCCAGUGAUUCAGGGUCUGCAUUUGGCUCUGGGGACAAAAAGCUGAAAACCAGCAUCUGUGCUGCUAUUAUUGGGGCUGCUGCUUAUCUGUGGCUUUCCUUUGGUGCUUUAAGGGAUGUGAGAUGAAAGUAGAAGUGUUUUCAUGUCUGUUUAAUGAUUUUUGUUGCAUUGUCUUCUGUUGUUGAUAAUUUAUGCUUUUUAUAUAAAUGUUUAUUGAGAGCUAUUGGUUUUAUGUUAUCCCAUCUUUCCCAAAAUACCCCCCACCCCAGCCCUCCUCAGGCCAUAAAGCUGUCCCAUGUAACAAAGAAUUUCAAAUGACAGUUCAGCAAAACUGAUACAGUUAAAUGCAAUUUUCUUCUUUUAAAAAAUGUCUAGGGCAGCUGGGUAGCUCAGUGGAUUGAGAGCCAGGCCUCGAGAUGGGAGAUCCUGGGUUAAAAUCUGGCCUCAGACACUUUCUACCUGGGUGAGCCUGGGCAAGUCACUUAACCCCCAUUGCCUAGCCCUUACCACUCUUCUGUCUUGCACCCAAUUCAUAGUAUUGAUUCUAAGGUGGAAGGUAAGAGUUUAAAAAAAAGUGUCACUAUUUCCUUUUCUGAAUGUUCCCCUAUCAACCCUUCAGUAAUGUUUUAGAAUUUUGUCAGGUAUCAGGGUCGAAUUUGGAGGCAUAUAGUUUGCAGGCUAUAGUCUAUCCUUUCUACUUUUUUUUUUUUAAUUCAGCCACUCUUUGCUGUUCUUCAAUUUUGAGAUCCUUCGCAUUCUCCAGGAUAUUCAGAGAUCACUAGCAUUCAGUGAUUGGCUCAGCUGCUUCUUAUGGGCCUUGUGAUUUGAACUUUGCUAAGUUCUGGCUUUUCAAGACUCUUGUCUUCCCUGGUAAAGGAGAGUCAAGGAGAAGGAGGAGAGAAUGACUUCUGGGCUUCUGAUAGCCAAGUCCCAGAAAGCACUUACCUUCCAAGAUGUGGCUGUGGAGUUCACCCAGGAGGAAUGGGGACUGUUGGAACCUGCUCAGAAGAAUAUGCACAGAGAUGUGAUGCUGGAGAACUAUGAGAACUUUGUCUCCCUUGGCCUUCCAGUUCCCAAAUCAGCUCUGAUCUUCCAUUUGGAGAGAAGAGAAACACCAUGGCUGCCAUCAGGAGAAGUCUUAAGAAAUACCUACCCAGAUUACCUGGUACAGAAGACAAAUUGUGAAGCCAAGGAAUUAUCACUAAAGCAGCAUAUUUCUAUGGGAGAAACAUUCAAGGAAAGAUGCCAAAAACAAGGUCCCUGGGACUCUAAGUUGGAAGAAGCUGAUGAUUGUGAUGUCAGGUCAAAGAGGCAAAACACCAACCAAGAGAGACCACCGAAACAAAUAGGAGCCAUUCACAGGAAUACUUUUAAUGAAUUAAAUACAAAUGAACAUAAUAUAUAUGAAAAAAAGGUUAAUCUAGGCUCAGUUCUCAUUCCACAGCAGAAAGAUACUAUUGGAAAGUGUCAGCAUAAAUAUGAUAUACAUGGAAAUGGUGCCAAACAAUGUUCAGACUUAAUUAAGCAUAAUAGAAUCACCUUGGGAAAGAAACUUCCUAAGUAUAAUAAUUGCAGGAAGCCUUUUAUUUACCAUUCAAACCUUAUUCAUUACCAUAGAUUACAUACACGAGGAAAAGACCCUAAGUAUAAUCAAAGUAGGAAAGAUUUCAGCAUCAAUUCCUCAUGCCCUACUGUACAUCAAAAAAUAAAUACAGGUGAAACCCCUUACAGAUGUAAUGAAUGUGGGAAAGACUUCAAGCAGAAGAAAUACCUGAAAACACACACGAUAAUUCAUAUUGGAGAGAAGUCCUUUGAAUGUAAAGAAUGUGGGAAAGCCUUUAGCAAUAAUCAUAGCCUCUCCCAACAUCAAAUAAUUCAUACUGGAAAGAAACCAUUUGAAUGUAAUGAGUGUGGGAAGGCUUUUAGUAGCAAACGAUACUUAAUUGAACAUCAAACAGCUCAUACAGGUGAGAAACCUUAUAAAUGUAAUGAGUGUGAAAAGGCCUUCAGCUGGCAUGCAAGCCUUUAUGUACAUAAGAGGGUUCAUACUGGAGAGAAGCCCUUCGAAUGUAAGGAAUGUGGGAAAGCCUUCAGCAAGAAGGUAUACCUUAUCAGACAUAAGGUAAUCCAUACUGGAGAGAAGCCCUUCGAAUGUAAUGAAUGUGGGAAAGCUUUCAGGCACUAUUCUUCCCUUAUGCAACAUCAAAAAAUUCAUACAGGGGAGAAACCCCACAAAUGUAAUGAAUGUGAGAGGGCCUUCAGACAAAAGGCACAUCUUGAAAUUCAUAAGAGAAUUCAUAAUGGAGAGAAGCCCUUUAAAUGUAAUGAAUGUGGGAAAGCUUUCAGGAACAAGGUAUACCUUAAUACACAUCAAGUAAUUCAUACUGGAGAGAAACCCUACAAAUGUAAUGAGUGUGGGAGAGCCUUCAGGCGGAAGGCACACCUAGAAACACAUAAGAUAAUUCAUACUGGAGAGAAGCCCUUUGAAUGUAAUGACUGUGGGAAGGCCUUUAGCAGUAAUCACCAUCUAAAUCAACAUCAAGCAAUUCAUUCUGGAGAGAAACCUUAUAAAUGUAAUGAAUGUGGGAAAGCCUUUAGCAGUAACCACUACCUAACUCAACAUCAAACAAUUCAUACUGGAGAGAAACCUUAUAAAUGUAACGAAUGUGAGAAAGCUUUCGGCACAAUUGCUCGCCUUCAAACACAUAAACUAGUACAUCCUGGAGAGAAACAUUUUGAAUGCAAUGAAUGUGGGAAAGGCUUCAGAUACAGAUCAGGCCUUAUACGACAUCAAAAGACUCAUACUGAAGAGAAACCCUAUGAAUGUAAUGAAUGUGGAAAAGUCUUCAAGCGGAGCUCAUCUCUUAUGCAACAUGAGAUAAUUCACACUGGAGAAAAACCCUAUAAAUGUGAUGGAUGUGGGAAAGCCUUUAGCCGGAAAGGAAAUCUUGAAAUACAUAGGAGAAUCCAUACAGGGGAGAAACCUUAUAUAUGUAGUGAAUGUGGGAAAGCCUUUAGGCAUAAAGGAAGCUUUAAUGCACAUAAGAAAAUGUAUUCUGGAAAGAAAAACUUUGAAUAUAAUGAAACUGGAAUGGUUUAGACCAGUGAUGGUGAACCUUUUAGAGACCGUGUGCCAUGCUAUGCCCCCUUCCAAGACCACACCUCUCCGGCCCCCCACCUUACCCCACAUGGGAGGGUAUAAGGACUCCCAUUGGGCUGUUGGGCAAAUGAAGUGAAAAAUGUCCUCCAGCAUGGUGGAGAGGGGGAAGGGAGCAGUUCUACCUGCCUUUCUAGUAACAAACUCUGGUGGAGGACAGUGCCCACAGAGAGGUCACUAUAUGCCCUUUCUGGCAUGUGUGCCAUAGGUUUGCCAUCACAGGUUUACACAAAAACCAAAUUGCUGUACAUAGUAGAUUUUAUAAGAGAUAGAAACCCAUUAAAUAUAUGGAAUUAGCAGGAAAUUUGCCUUGAAAAACAAUCAUGGAAUUAAUAUUAAAGAGUGUGGUUAGGCCUUUAGCUAGAAAGGAGCCCAUAUUGAAAACUUGAUGAACAUUUUUAGUAUAAUGAAUGUGGGAAAGCUUCCAAAUGAUGUAGAAACUUUAUAAAUGUAAGAAAUUUGGUGUAGCCUUUAGGAAAACAGCAAGCUUUAUGUUGAAGCAAAACACUUUCAAUGCAGUAAAUGUGCACAAGCUUUCAAAUCAAAUAGAUUAAAAACCAUAAGAGAUUGCAUUCUAGAGAGAAGCCCUUAAAUUUAACAAAUAUGAGAAUACUUUCAAGCUUAAGACAAAUCUUUGUUACACAUAAGAUUCUUACUGUAGACAAUGUUAAUAUUUUAAUUGUUAAUAUUUAGUGUGUUUGGGAAGGUCUAGUGGGAAUCUCUUAUAAGGAGAUAUUGUGAAUUUUAAAAGUCUCCAUCUUGGUAUAGCACCCAAAAAAAUUGUGCACACCCACACUAUAUGGGCAUGUGCUAGUCAAUGACAAAUCAGAAAUAACUAACUGCCCACCUGGGCUGUCCUAAGCCAAGCUAGAGCCAACCAUUGGCACUUGUGAGACACAGGAAGUAGAGGUAGGGAACAGCCUCUGAAAUUCGCACACUUCCUGUGCAGGGAGCUAGACAGGAGUUGGUGUUAGGAGCUUGGACAGGGAGGACACCCGCAGACAGCUUUCCUUCAGAUCGGUCACAUGAGUUAAGGACUGAUUCUUUCCACCUUGGCCCUUUGGGCCUAAAACUCCCUCUGCCUUGGUCAGAGGUUGAGUAACCCCUCUUCCCUUUUCUCCUCUCUCCUUCUCUCCCUCUCCUUUCCCUACUCCCAUUGUGAUUAAACCUCCAUAAACUCCA
Molecule: messenger RNA, 7946 nt
Organism: Monodelphis domestica (gray short-tailed opossum)
Lineage: Eukaryota; Metazoa; Chordata; Mammalia; Didelphimorphia; Didelphidae
Biological process (GO): regulation of transcription by RNA polymerase II
Molecular function (GO): RNA polymerase II cis-regulatory region sequence-specific DNA binding; DNA-binding transcription factor activity, RNA polymerase II-specific
Source: RefSeq, a predicted model, not a curated record